AUUUUUUAAACAGAACGAAUAUGUAUAUAAUUAUAUAUAAGGAAAAAAAAAAAAAAGGCAGGUAUUUAAAUACCCUUGGUAAAUUCAUGCAUGUAUACGGUGUCUUCCCCCCAGCCCGUUGGAUGCGUAGCAUCCAGGACACUAAAUGACAAAAACCUCAUUGAAAUGGUAGACAGGUCUUCUAGCAGCCCCCGGGAAAGCAGGUGGUUCGUUCUCUGGGUACGGGCUGCGUGUGCCGUGCUCAGAGGGUGUGUGAAGGGCCCGGGGCUGGGGCUGUGCUCGUGUCGCCGGGUCACUCCUGUUCCGAGCGAGCCGCGCCCCGGGCAGGCCCCGCUCCCCGCCCCGCUCCCCGUCCUGCACUGCCUUCUCCUCCCCUCUGCGACACCGACAGGAACCCUCCCGCUUUAUUUAUAAACGCGUGUUUUUAUACUUUUGGCUUUAGGUAAAGUAAUACUUGGUCUUUUUUUUUUUUUUUAAUUAUUAUUUGGGGAAAGAAUUUAAAAUUCCGUUUGUCGGGGUUUUUUUGUUGGGUUUUGUUUUUUUCUUUUUUUUUCUUUUUUUUUUUUUUUUUUUUUCUUUGCACUGUGAGGCUCCCCAGGGAGCUGUUUUUAACUCUGUAUCCAUUUGUACUUGGUGUCUUAAACCGUUUCAAUAAAAACGUGACCAUUUGUUACCGAGCUGCGGCCGCGGUUCGCUGUGGGUGUUCCGGGGGAAGGGGCGGGAGGCGGGGCCGGGCCGGCUGAGGCGGGGCCGGGCCGCGCAUGGCGGAGGGCGCGGCGCUGCGGGCCGUGAGGGGCUGCCUGGCCGCCUUCCCCAGGGAGGCCCGCGAGCUGGGCUGGCCGGAGUCCAUACCCUAUCUUGACCGCCCUCCGUCCCCGCUGGAGUUUUAUCGGGAGUGGGUGAGUCCGAAUAAACCCUGUAUAAUUCGCAACGCCAUCAGCCACUGGCCGGCUCUGAAGAAAUGGAACUCAGCGUACCUCAGGGAGGUGGUAGGUCCUAAGGUGGUGAGUGUGGCAGUGACACCAAAUGGUUAUGCAGAUGCAGUGUUCCAGGACCGUUUUGUCGUGCCAGAGGAGCGCCAAAUGCCUUUCAUGGACUUUUUGGAUAUUGUGGAGAAAAAAGUAGCCUCUCCCAACGUAUUCUAUGUGCAGAAGCAGUGUUCAAACCUCACUGAGGAGUUUCCUGAACUUGUCUGUGAUGUGCAGCCUGACAUACCAUGGAUGAGUGAGGCACUGGGGAAGAAGCCUGAUGCUGUGAAUUUCUGGCUUGGGGAGUCAGCUGCUGUGACAUCUUUACAUAAAGACCAUUAUGAGAACUUGUACUGUGUGAUAUCUGGAGAGAAAUAUUUUCUACUGCAUCCACCAAGUGACCGUCCCUUCAUCCCAUAUGAGCUCUAUCAGCCAGCAACCUACCACGUAUCAGAAGAUGGUUCAUUUGAAAUUGUGGAUGAGAAGACUGCAGAGAAGGUGCCUUGGAUCCCUCUGGACCCCUUGAAUCCAGAUCUAGAACUGUACCCAGAGUAUGCUCAGGCAAAACCUUUGCAGUGUACAGUGAAAGCUGGUGAGAUGUUAUAUCUGCCUUCUCUCUGGUUCCACCACGUUCAGCAAUCACAUGGCUGUAUUGCAGUGAAUUUUUGGUACGACAUGGAAUAUGACAUUAAGUACAGCUAUUAUCAACUACUGGACUGUCUCACAAAAACAGUGAAAAUGCUAUAUACCCGCCAAGAGCAAGUGACAGCUUGUGCCCGGGCAAGGUGCCACCCGAGCCGGGGAGCCUGGAGAGAGGCGGCUCUGAACUACGUCUCCCAGCAGCCCGUGCUGAAGGAAGCGGUCACGAUGAUCCCUGUGGACUUUGAGCAGAGCAGCUCCGUGCCGGCUGCGAUGGCGGCGCGGGUGUCCGUGCUGCCCUCCCGCAGGUGCCUGUUCGAUGAGCCGGUGCAGAUCCGUGUGGCCGGGCUGCGGCCCCUGCAGGCGGUCACGCUGCGAGCCAGCCUGCUGGACGAGAGCGGGGAGCUUUUCCAAGCCCACGCUCUCUACAGGGCUGGGAGCGGCGGGGAGCUGGACCUCGGCCGCUCCCCGGCGCUGGGGGGCAGCUAUUUGGGAGUGGAGCCCAUGGGGCUGCUCUGGGCUCUGCAGUCCAAAACGCCCCAUAAACGGCUGGCAAAGAGGAACGUCCUGACCCCUUUCUGUGUGGACUUGGAAGUGUAUGAGGGCCAUGGGGACAUGAGCCACUUGCUGGGAAAAUGCACCCAUGAACGAUGGUUUUUAGGAGAGGGAGUGAAGAGGAUUUCGGUCAGAGAAGGUCGUCUCAGAGCAACCCUCUUCCUCCCUCCUGGACCUGGCCCAUUCCCUGGACUUAUUGAUUUGUAUGGAUCUGGAGGAGGUCUUAUUGAAUACAGAGCAAGUCUCCUGGCUAGCAGAGGCUUUGUGACUCUGGCUCUUGCUUACAUGUCCUUUGAAGAUAUCCCUGCUAUGCCAGAGAUUCUUGAACUGAGUUAUUUUGAAGAGGCUGUGAACUUCUUGCGGAAGCAGCAGCAGGUGAAAGGUACUGGGAUUGGUGUUUUGGGCUUGUCUAAAGGAGGUGAUCUAGCCCUUUCCAUUGCCACAUUUCUACCUGGCAUCAAGGCAGCUGUCAGCAUAUCUGGAAGUUGUUUUAAUUCCUUCAUUCCCCUGAAGGGGGAUGGCUUCACUCUUCCUGUUCACCCAUAUGACUUGGGGAGGAUGAAGAUCAGUGAUGAGUCUGGACUAGUAGAUUUUUCAGAUGUCGUAGACGAUCACACGGACCCAGCAACCUGGAAUUGCCGCAUUCCUGUGGAGAAGUCCUUAGCCAAGUUCCUCUUCUUGUCUGGGCUGGAUGACAUGAACUGGAAAAGUGCCCUCUAUUGCCAGGAUGCUGUUCAGCGCCUUCAGCAGCACGGCCGGGAGGUGGAGUUUUACUCCUAUUCCGGAGCAGGGCACCUCUUGGAGCCACCAUACUUGCCUCUGUGCAAAGUUUCCAUCCACAGGAUUAAGUUUUGCCCCAUCCACAUGCUUUCUGUAAGAAUCAUACAAGCUAAGAACAUCAAGUCAAGAGACCUGUGGACAGUUCCACUUUCGUGCCAAAACCUUGCGGGGCAAUGUUAUUCACUGCUUGAUACCAGUCUGAAGUAUUUAGGCAUCUCGGGCUGCAGUGGAAAUCUUCCAUCAAGUCCUGACUCCAGCUCUGAGAGACAUCACCUUGGAGAUUUCCUUUCCCACCGUUGUCCAGCUUCACAAAUGACUUCAUCAGACUGCUAUGUAAGCUUGUGGCUGCCGUCUGCUUCACCUGGAAAGCUUCAGACCAAAACCGUCAAGAAUUCUGACAACCCUGUCUGGAAUGAGACUUUCUACUUUAGGAUCCAGAGAGAAGUUGAGAACAUUUUAGAAUUGGCAGUGUGUGAUGAAGAUUCACUCACCAAAGAUGACAUGCAGUUCACAGUUCUUUUCAAUGUCGCUAGAAUCAGACCUGGGGAGACAAUCCGUGAGACAUUUGCUUUGAAAUCAGAGACAGAGAGGUGCUCUAAGAAAUGGGAAAGCUUGGAAGUAGAAUUCUGGAUGGAAAGACUUCCUGGUCCUCCAGAGCAUCUCAUUACUAAUGAUGUCGUGGUGUCCCGUGAGGUUUGCUGCUUGGAAGUGCAUGUGGACAUUAAUGAAAGCAGGAAAUACUUGAGAGAGGGCAAAAAUCUCGUGCUGACAGUGCCUGCAUCUCAUGAGAGAACACAGAAGACAACAGAGGACACUGAUACUUUCUACUUCCAUUGUGUGAAGGCUUGGGAGCCAGUCCUAAAAGUCAGGCUGCAGAAAGUUUCUGAUAAGGAAGAUGACAACAGCAAUUUAAGUGACACCUUAACGGUACCACUGAAAUUUCUCCCUGUUGGACAUAAGGUGAAAGUAACCCUUCCUGUAAGACAGAAUGUGCCACUACAGUUGUACCUCCUACUAAAUAAUUGCACAGAAAAACUAGAUGUGCGCUUAGGGUAUGAUCUGUGCCAAGGAGAGCAAGAGUUCCUGCAGAAGAGGAAGAGGGUCGUGGCUGCUGCCCUGAAAAGGGUUCUUCAUCUGGAAAGAGAUCUACAUGGACAUGAGGUCCCAGUAAUAGCUGUUAUGGCAACAGGUGGAGGGCUCAGAGCAAUGUCAGCUAUGUUUGGCCACCUCUUGGCUCUCCAGAAGCUGAAUCUGCUGGACUGUGUCACCUAUCUCACCGGGGCUUCUGGCUCAACAUGGACCCUAGCAGACCUGUAUGAACAUGCUGACUGGUCACAGAAGUCUCUGGAGGAGCCACUUAAAGCAGUGAAAGAACAAGUGACAAAGUGCAAACUCAACCUUAUGUCUAUAGACCAUCUGAAGUAUUAUCACAAGGAACUUGCUGAAAGGGCAAAAGCAGGACAUGUGCCAUCUUUUACAACCCUGUGGUCACUUGUUCAGGAGAUGUUCUUACAUGAACGGCCAAGGAAGUACAAACUCACAGACCAGCGCAAGGCACUGGAGCAUGGACAAAACCCUCUGCCUUUCUAUGCAGUCCUCAAUGUGAAAGAGGAGAAGUUUGGUACUUUCAAAUUUAGGGAGUGGACAGAUUUCUCUCCUUAUGAAGUGGCCAUACCAAAAUAUGGAGUCUCCAUUCCUUCAGAGUAUUUUGACAGCGAGUUCUUCAUGGGAAGGCGAGUGAAGAAGCUGCCAGAAUCUCGGAUCUGCUAUCUGGAAGGUCUCUGGACAAACAUCUUUACUAGGAAUUUGCUGGAUGGCUUGUACUGGUCCUCCAAUUCAAAUGAAUUCUGGGAACGAUGGUCCCAAGAUAUGGUAGAUAUAGAAAAACAUUCUCCUGAGGAAGAUGUUACUGUUAUUGAGCCUCCAUCCUGUUUGUCAGGAAAGUUGUAUGAAAUGUUUCAGGACAUAAUGACCAAGCGUCCACUACUGGGAAAGUCACAUAACUUCCUGAGAGGCUUAGAGUUUCAUAAGGAUUAUAUCCAUCAGAAAAAAUUUAUUGAAUGGAAAGGGUGCCUGGAGGGAGUGGAAACAGGCCAGGUGUGCCAGAUGUGCAGUUUGAAGGGCAUGCUCCUGAGGCCAUGGUUGUGGGCUCACUUGUGGAGGGAGGUGACCCUGGUCUUGAGGGAAACCAAGGAGCUCCCUGUAGCAUGUAGCACAGACAGAAUUACUCACUCCUCCUUUCCUAAAAACACACCACUAACUAUAUUAAAAUGUUUUUCAGACACUGUGCUGGACGGUUUCCCCAACAAUCUGACACCCCUGCAGAAAUAUCUCUGUCUGAUAGAUGUUGGCUAUUUCAUCAACACCAGUGGUGCAGCACUUUUCAAGCCAGAGAGGAAUGUAGAUGUCAUAAUAUCCCUUGAUUAUGGUUUGGGGCAUGUGUUCAAGCAAUUAGAGAUGACAUACAAAUAUUGCAAAAUACAAAAUAUCCCAUUCCCCAAAGUGGAGCUGAGUCCAGAAGAAGAGAAGAACCCAAAGGAAUGUUACAUAUUUGCUGAUGCAGAGGACCCCAGAGCACCAAUAGUAAUCCACUUUCCCUUGGUGAAUGACACCUUUAAGGAGUUCAAGGAGCCAGGGGUAAAGCGUGGUCACUCAGAGAUGGAAGAAGGCAAAGUCAAUCUGGAGAACAACUGCUCACCAUACUACCUCAUCAGGCUAAUCUACUCCUCUGAGAACUUUGAUAAACUUGUGAACCUGAGCAAAUACAACAUCCUUAAUAACAAAGACCUGCUCCUCCAGGCGAUCAGGUGUGCUGUGGAACGAAAGAGAAGCAGAAGGACUGGGAAUUUCUCCAGCUAUUCUGGAUACCCCUAAGCUGGGUUUUUGCACUGUUCCCCACUGAAGGCUAUGGCAGCACAUUGCAGCACAUCACAGUCACAUUACAACACACAGUGUUCAUUAUUUGCAGAAAACUGAGGAAACCUGUACAUUUCUUACCUUCCGUGUUCAAGCUCCUAGCUUUCAAAAGGGUUUGUUUUAUCUCUUUUCCCCACAUUUUCAGCCCACAAGAGCCUUACAAUGCAUUCUUACUUAUUAAGAAAUUAGGGUCCUGGUUAGCAGAGAUGUCCCAGGAUCUCUUUGAUGUUACAGUAUAUGGUGGUGGUGGUAGUUCUAUGAGCCUGUCCCUUCAACACUGAGCCCAUUGUCGGUGUCCUUUCAAUACUUCAUUACAGAUCAAGUCCUGGCCAUUUGCAUUCAGUGAUGUCCAGAUUUUCAGAUAGGCUGAGCAACUAGAAUUUGCACUGGAUUGGUGGGCUCAGCUUUGAAGUCAGGCUGUAUAUGUGAACAGUGGCCAAACUGCAGUGUGGACAAUUGCACUCUGUCUGGCUGAUUCCCCUUGCUGUUUUAGAAAUUACUCCUUUUUUCCAUUCCCCUGCAAGAGUUUGGCAUAGAAAUGUUGCUCCAGACUGCCACAAAGGGGGCAGCUACAUUUCAAGAGAGAGAAUGGUAGCAGCAGUGAGUUCUUUUGAGCAGUGGCUGGAGGAAAAGUUCUUCAUGAAGCACAAGUGAUAGUAUUGGUUUAUAUCAGCAGUGCCUUUA
Molecule: messenger RNA, 6542 nt
Organism: Oenanthe melanoleuca
Lineage: Eukaryota; Metazoa; Chordata; Aves; Passeriformes; Muscicapidae
Exons: 32
Coding region: 762-5816 (1684 amino acids)
Biological process (GO): glycerophospholipid catabolic process
Cellular component (GO): cytosol
Molecular function (GO): calcium-dependent phospholipid binding; calcium ion binding
Source: RefSeq, a predicted model, not a curated record